UACAACGUUGCGAGCGAUCGAAAGUUUAAAUUCUUUUUUCGCUCCGAAUCUCUUGCCCUGAGAAAAGAGACCCAAAAAAUUUCAAUCAUGGAAGCCCAUGCAAUCUCUCCUGAUGUUGUCGAUGUGAUUCCUGCUCAGGUUAUAAAGGUGAAAUAUGGAGACCUGGAAGUGAAUAUGGGAAACACAUUGACUCCAGCUCAGGUGAAAGACCCUCCAACAUCAGUUUCAUGGCCUGUUGAAGAAGGUGCAUUGUACACCCUUCUCAUGACUGAUCCUGAUGCACCUUGUCGUGCUGAACCAAAGCUCCGUGAGUGGCAUCACUGGAUUGUUGUGAACAUCCCAGGUUGUGACAUUAGCAAAGGAGAUGUAAAAAUGGAGUAUAUGGGAUCUGCACCACCACAAGGAACAAAGCUGCACCGCUACACGUUUCUAGUGUACAAACAACCUGGAAAAAUCAACUACAUUGAUCAAGCAGUGUGCAACCAGCCUGGCUUUGAGCGUGCUAGAAGAAAUGCUCGUGAGAUGGCUGCCAAGUACAAUCUUGGUAAUCCUGUGGCAGGAAACCUUUUCCAGGCAGAAUAUGUGGAAACCAAAACUCAUGGGUGUUGCAAAUGAGGCUCAGGUUCAGGUCACUAUGUACUGUAACCUGGCAUUGAACAUGGCUGUGAUUGUCAAUGGACUCAUUUUUAAGUUAGACAUCUUUAUAUUCCACUUAUAGAUGUUAACAACUCAAAGUCAGGUUUAUACGGUCAGGGUCUGUGGGUGUGUUUGUUGAAUAUCUUGAGUUAGCUUUUGUGGGUACAUUACUCGAAGAAAAGGCAUGAUGAAGUCAGUUUCCUCCUAUCACAAGCAUAUAUUGUAAACAAGUGCACAAAGUCAAGUCUUGGCAGGGCGAAUAAAAACAUUUU
Molecule: messenger RNA, 908 nt
Organism: Pocillopora verrucosa
Lineage: Eukaryota; Metazoa; Cnidaria; Anthozoa; Scleractinia; Pocilloporidae
Product: protein D3
Source: RefSeq, a predicted model, not a curated record